Drosophila miranda is the source of this 519-nucleotide messenger RNA. Its product is annotated as probable cytochrome P450 12a4, mitochondrial. The transcript is spliced from 2 exons. Bases 40 to 504 code for a protein of 154 amino acids. NCBI's taxonomy places the organism in Eukaryota, Metazoa, Arthropoda, Insecta, Diptera, Drosophilidae. The record is from RefSeq and is a predicted model, not a curated record. Gene Ontology annotation, molecular function: oxidoreductase activity, acting on paired donors, with incorporation or reduction of molecular oxygen; heme binding; monooxygenase activity.
GCGUGGGGCGACUUUCGAUCGGCUGUAAAUCCAGUCCUCAUGCAGCCCAAGAACGCGAGGCUUUACUACAAGAAAAUGUCCCAGGUCAAUCAGGAAUUUGUGCAGCGCAUUAAAGCCAUCCGUGAUGCCAGCACUAUAGAGGUUCUUGAUAACUUCAUAGACACCAUCAAUCGCUGGACCCUGGAGUCAGUCUCCGUCGUGACAUUGGACAGGCAGUUGGGACUGCUGAAGGAGUCGAACAAAAGGAUCGAAGCCACAAAGCUUUUCCACCUCUUGGAAGAUUUCUUUAAAGUAUCUGCUGAUCUGGAGCUGAAGCCCUUCGCCUGGCGCAUGUUCAAAACGCCCAAACUGAUGAAAAUUAUGAACAUUCUCGACACCAUUCUGUACAUUAUAUCGGCAUAUAUUGAUGAGGCGGUAGAGCGAUUGGAGAAGGAAGCCAAAGAGGGUGUUGUCCGUCCUGAGAACGAGCAGAGUGUACUGGAAAAGCUGCUCAAGGUCGACUAGAAGGUGGCCACAAUC